AGGAGCAUUGCAAUGCGGUACAACAGCAGUGGCGAACCAGAGGCUAGUUCUCAACACAGAACCUCUUCAGUCUAAAGCUAAGUGGAUAGAGACCUCACUGAGUGACACAUCCUCACCUGUUGUGUUCCUGGAUACCAGCCAGAUAGAUGCACAUGACUCUGUUGAUGAACAGGGCCUGGUAAAGAAUGAAGCGGAGGUUGAGAUUGUUUGUGAAAUAACAGAUACGCUUAUACAGUGUGGUGCAAAGCCAGAAGACAUCGGAGUUAUAGCUCCUUAUCGGAACCAAGUCAAGUUAAUUAAGGAGAAAUUUAUCCGGCAUGGUGCAAAUAUUGGACUAGGGUCUCAUAAUGGCAUAGGGCAUGGCAUAAAUAAUGGAACAGCAUCAGUGGAGGUGAAUACUGUGGACCAGUAUCAGGGAAGAGAUAAGGAGAUUAUAAUUGUGUCAUUCGUUCGCAGCAGCAAUGAUCCAAAUACACCUGUGGGGGAGUUACUGAAGGAUUCCAGACGACUCAAUGUAGCGAUCACUCGUGCCAAAUGUAAACUGAUCCUAUUGGGUAACAAGUCUACCUUGGUCUCCUAUGAACCAAUCAAAACCAUCCUGGAUGCAUUGAUACCAGAACAAGUUGUCCAACUAACGAGAUGACACUGUGCAACAAGAUGACAUCAGUCCAUAAGAUGUCACAUUGCUAACUAGAAAACAUUGCUCAUUGCAAAACAAAUGACACCUGUGUACAAGAUGACUCUCAAACUAGAUGACAUCAGCACAUUGAAUGGCUCAUUACUAAAUAGAUGAUACAGAGCACUGGUUGACAUUGUCUCACAUGAUGACACCAACUCACUAUUUGAUACAUUACCUAGGAGACAACAACUCAAUGUGUCACUUGCUAACUCACUAAGGUGUCACUUGCUAACUCACUAAGGUGUCACUUGCUAA
Owenia fusiformis is the source of this 934-nucleotide messenger RNA. Lineage: Eukaryota; Metazoa; Annelida; Polychaeta; Sabellida; Oweniidae. The record is from the annotation of a GenBank genome assembly.